Messenger RNA from Motacilla alba alba, 1695 nucleotides. RefSeq lists its product as uncharacterized. Gene Ontology annotation, molecular function: protein serine/threonine kinase activity; ATP binding. The transcript has a single exon. Gene Ontology annotation, cellular component: cytoplasm. The record is from RefSeq and is a predicted model, not a curated record. Gene Ontology annotation, biological process: regulation of mitotic cell cycle; protein autophosphorylation; negative regulation of apoptotic process. NCBI's taxonomy places the organism in Eukaryota, Metazoa, Chordata, Aves, Passeriformes, Motacillidae. Bases 118 to 1470 code for a protein of 450 amino acids.
AGCCGCAGCGUGGCAAGCGCCGGUGUCGGGGCCGGGCAGGGGGCACCCCCCGAGCAUCCCCCUGGGCGGGAGGAAGCCCAAGCAGCAGGGAGAGGCUGCGCAAGGGGGCACUGGGGCAUGCCAGGCGGGGCGCAGCACAGCAGCCCCAGGGCAGCAUCGGGCCUGCUGGAGGCACUGAUUUCCUCCUCGUCCUCGUCCUCGUCCUCCUCCUCCUGCUCCUGGCAGCCCGACGGCACCUGCGUGCCCAUGGAGGUGGUGCUGAUGGAGAAGGUGGGCUCUGGCUGCCACAACAUCAUCGAGCUCCUUGACUGGUUCGAGCUGCCUGACAGCUUCGUGCUGGUGAUGGAGCGUCCGGAGGCAUCGCAGGAUCUCCUGCAGUUCCUGCUGGAGCAGGAGUUCCUGUGCGAGGAGAUGGCGCGCUGGCUUUUCUGCCAGGUGCUGGAGGCCGUGCGGCACUGCACCGCCUGCGGCGUCCUGCACCGGGACAUCAAGCCGGAGAAUCUCCUCGUGGACCCGGAGAGCGGCGACCUGAAGCUCAUCGACUUCGGUUGCGGCACCUUCCUCCAGGAGCAGCCCUUCACGCACUUUGCCGGUGAGCCCAGGGCCCGGGCCCUGCUCCCGGUGCCAGGCGCUGCACGGCGCCACUGCCUGGGGGGCUGCGGGCUGCGGCCUUCAGCCGGCUGCCCUUUGGCGCGGGGCAGAGGCCGUGUCCCGGGAGCCGGCUGCCGGCUGGCGGCCGAUAGAGGGGGGCGGCAAAAGCCGGCUGCCGGCCUCUUGGCUGGGCAGGCCGGCAAGGGCUCGGGCCGCUGCUGCGCCGGCCCUCUUUGCCUGGCAGAAUGGUUCCUUGGCUCUGGCCGGCCGGCUGGGGGACGCAGGGUGGCCUCGGGGGGGAAGUUGUGGCGGCGGGCGGGCGCGGCCCGUGCCUGGGCCAGGAGGCUGGCGCGAGGCUCUGCAAGGCCGCGGCCCGCGCCUGGACAGCGCCGCCCGUCUCCCCUAGGAACGCACGCGUACAGCCCGCCCGAGUGGAUCUGUCUGGGCUGCUACCGGGGCCAUGCGGCGACCAUCUGGUCCCUGGGCGUGCUGCUGUACGUCAUGGUCUGCGGGAGCCUCCCCUUCCGGGACGACCGUGAGAUCGUGCUGGGGCAGCUCUUCUUCGGGCAGCAGGUCUCUCCAGGUGGGUGUCCGGCCUCAAGAAGGCGGGCUUUGGCAGGCGGCGGCGCGCAGGCCCGCGUGGCCCUGACGCGGCUCGGCGGAAGGUCGAUCUGCCCCCAGGGGCCGGCCCUAGGAGGCGGCCCUGUCCCGCCGUGCCGCUCUCCCGCGCGGGGCAGAGUCGGUCGGGAGGCCGGCGCGGCCCCGAGGGCGCGCAGCGAGGCCGGGGCCCCGCGGUGGCCGGGGCCAGCUGGGCGGGAGCCUCGUGCCAGUGACCGACCGGCGCUUUCCGGCUUCUCUCCCCAGAGUGCCAACACCUGAUCCGCUGGUGUUUGGCCAAGCACCCCGCGGACAGGCCCGAGCUGGAGGAGAUCUUGCGCCACCCUUGGGUGCGGGGCCGGCGUUUCUGAUGCCUUGCCGGAGCCUCUGCAGCGCCCGCUGACCGGAUCCCACGCAGGACCGAGGACCCGAGAAAUACAACACCACCAAACCCCUUGUGAUGCGUCGAGUCUGGUCCUUGUCGGCAACCUCAGCUAAAGAAAGCUC